This is a messenger RNA of Juglans microcarpa x Juglans regia, 2273 nucleotides long. Its product is annotated as polyadenylate-binding protein 7. The coding region runs from base 270 to 2165 and encodes 631 amino acids. The transcript has 10 exons. NCBI's taxonomy places the organism in Eukaryota, Viridiplantae, Streptophyta, Magnoliopsida, Fagales, Juglandaceae. Gene Ontology annotation, cellular component: ribonucleoprotein complex. The record is from RefSeq and is a predicted model, not a curated record. Gene Ontology annotation, molecular function: RNA binding.
AUGCAAAAUCCUCCCACACCACACCACCCCCACCUCUCCCUCCCUCUUCUCUCCGUCUUUGAAUCUCCAUAUCAAUCACACUCUCUUCUCCGUCUCUCUCUCUCUCUCUCUCUCCCAAAACACUUUCCUUCGUUUUCUCUUCGUUUGUUUCCCCACUCACAAAUUAAGCUGGGUUUACUCGAUCGUAUAUAAUCCAAGAGACCGGACCCGAACCGCCACUUGAACUCUUGACGGUAUCCUUUCCUUGUCAUUGAUAGUUAACUGCAACAAUGGCGGUGUCUCCGGCGGUGAACGCACCUCUGGCGUCGCUGUACGUGGGGGACCUCCACCCGAACGUGACGGAUGGCCAGCUCUUCGACGCCUUCUCCGAGUUCAAGUCCCUCGCUUCCGUGCGGGUCUGCAGGGAUUCUUCAUUGGGGAGGUCGCUCUGCUACGCCUACGUCAACUUUGUUGAUCCCAAUGACGCAACUCGCGCUAUCGAAGUAAAGAAUCACACUGCCUUAAAUGGAAAAGUGAUAAGGGUCAUGUGGUCGCAUCGUGAUCCAGAUGCGAGAAGAAGUGGAAAAGGGAAUGUGUUUGUUAAGAACUUGGAUGAAUCAAUUGAUAAUUCUGGGCUUCAGGAUAUGUUUGAGAAAUUUGGGAAUGUUUUGUCCUGUAAAGUUGCCGUGUCCGAGGAUGGGAAGAGUAAAGGGUAUGGCUUUGUUCAAUUUGAGUCUGAGGAAUCUGCAAAUGAUGCUAUAGAGAAGCUAAAUGGCUCUACUGUUGGAGAGAAGCAGAUAUAUGCUUCAAAGUUUGUCAAAAGGAGUGAUAGGAUUUUGCCCAGCGUUGAUGUUAAAUAUACAAAUUUGUACAUGAAGAAUUUGGAUUUAGAUGUCACGGAAGAGGUUCUACGGGAGAAGUUCUCCAAGUUUGGGAAAAUUGCUAGUUUGGUUAUAUCAAAGGAAGACAAAGGGACUUCCAGAGGUUUUGGCUUUGUAAACUUCGAUAACCCAGAUGAUGCAAGACAAGCAAUGGAACAGAUGAAUGGAUCGCAACUUGGUUCAAAAGUUCUCUAUGUAGCAAGGGCACAGAAGAAAGCAGAGCGCAAGCAAAUUUUACGUCAUGAGUUUGAGGAGAAACGUAAAGAGCAGAUCAUUAAGUACAAGGGCUUAAAUGUCUAUGUGAAGAAUAUUGAUGAUGAUGUCACUGAUGAGGAGCUGCGAGAACACUUCAGUCAAUGUGGCACAAUUACUUCUGCAAAACUUAUGCGAGAUGACAAGGGAAUAAAUAAAGGGUUUGGAUUUGUCUGCUUUUCCACCCCUGAGGAGGCCAAUAAAGCUGUGAGCAGGUUUCAUGGAUACAUGUUUCAUGGGAAGCCACUAUAUGUGGCUAUUGCUCAAAGGAAAGAGGAUAGACAAGCACAACUGCAGCUCCAGUAUGCCCAUCAUUUGGCAGGACUAGCGGGGCAUUCAACUACUGUUGUCCCCAGUGGAAAUCCUCCUUACUACUAUACGGCUCCUCCUGGCGUUGUCUCACAAGUGGCUCCUCAGCAUGCUAUGAUGUAUCAGCCUCUGGGUUUGAGGCCCGGAUGGAGGGCUAAUGGCUUUGCACCUCCAACCAGACCAGUCUUUCAACCAUCCCCAGUUCCAGUUGUUCCUAACACUCAAAGGCAAAAUAGGCACAACCGUGGCAGGAUGAAUGGGCAUAUGCCUCCACACGGUGGUCACUCUCUUCCAUAUAUGCCACAAUCAGUGACUUACUCAAAAGAUUCAUUCAAUCAGCAGCGUGCUGGCCAGGUUAAGUAUGAGCCAUAUGCUCGUCAACGUGAGAUGAAUAAAGGAUUUGGCGUUUCAUCUACUGCUACUAAUUCUGUUGGAGUUGGGCGACAGGGAUCAGAGAUGCUGAGUAGCAUGCUUGCUGCUGCUUCCCCUGAGCAGCAGAAGCAGAUACUUGGCGAGCGUCUCUACCCUCUUGUUCAGAAACACAAGCCUGACCUUGCUGCAAAGAUUACGGGGAUGCUUUUGGAGAUGGACAACUCAGAACUGCUGCUUUUGUUGGAGUCGACAGAGUCUCUGGCAGCCAAAGUGGAAGAGGCUGUGCAAGUUCUCAAGUACUCCAAGACCAAAGUAUCUGGUCAGGAUGCCCUUCAUCCCAGUUAUCUAUCUGCUGAGGUUGCAGUUAAUUGAUAAAGGUCACUGCCUUUGGAAAUGAUACAUUUUGGAAGGUUAUAGGAAACGCUGCGGCUAAAACUCUGGUAGAGCAGAAUUUUUGAUACUAAUACAUGAGUGGAUCUU